Molecule: messenger RNA, 245 nt
Organism: Staurois parvus
Lineage: Eukaryota; Metazoa; Chordata; Amphibia; Anura; Ranidae
Source: the annotation of a GenBank genome assembly
AAUCACCUCUGGGUUUUUUAUUUUUUGCUAACCAAACCAAAAACUAAAAAUUUUGAAAAAAAACAACUUUUUUUUUUUCUUUUUGUUAUAAAAUUUUGUAAAUAAAUGAUUUUUCUCCUUCACUGAUGUGCGCUAAUGAGGCUGCAGUGAUGGGCACUGAUAGGCUGAACUGAUGGGCACUGAUAUGUGGUAUUGAUGUGCACUGACAAGUGAUAUUGAUGUGGCACUGAUGGGCACUGGCAGGC